Molecule: messenger RNA, 1008 nt
Organism: Cryptomeria japonica (Japanese cedar)
Lineage: Eukaryota; Viridiplantae; Streptophyta; Pinopsida; Cupressales; Cupressaceae
Product: non-specific lipid transfer protein GPI-anchored 19
Exons: 3
Coding region: 95-727 (210 amino acids)
Biological process (GO): lipid transport
Molecular function (GO): lipid binding
Source: RefSeq, a predicted model, not a curated record
AUGCCACAGACUCAUCAUUCCCCACUAAUAACAUCUCUGUCUUUAAUCGGCUUAAAGUUUCUCUUUAUUUAUUUAAGAGUGAUUUGUUCUUUCAAUGACAGGCGUAAUGGGAUUCCCUCAGCCAAUCCAUUUAGUAAUAAUCACUGUGGUGGUAAUAAUAGCAGGAUAUGCAAAUUAUGGUGGUGUGGCAGCUCAGUCUACAGGAUGUGCAACAUCUAUGGCAACACUUUCUCCUUGCGUAGGGUAUAUUACAAGCAAUGUCACCACAUCACCUCCACCACAGAGCUGCUGCACUGCAUUAUCGUCAGUAGUGCAAACCAGCGCAGUCUGUCUGUGUCAGCUGUUCAUCGCCAGUAAUGCUUUUGGCAUCCCCAUUAAUCAAACACAGGCUCUCGCUCUUCCAGGAGCCUGCAAAAUCAGCACUCCAGCUCUCACCCGCUGUAAAGUUGCAGGCGUUCCAGCUCCAGCUCCAGUUACCGGUCCUAGCAAUCCUGUACUGCCUCCUACAGUAAGUGUUCCUUCCUCUUCCCCUGCUCCUGCAACUUCUGUUCCAAAUGCACCGGCCCCCACUUCACAAUCACCAUCAUUACUUCCUCCCACAACUCCUGUUGGAGGAAUUAGUCCAGCAGCUCGAGCGAGACCAACAGCUAAUGCAGGAGUCCUUUUCACUCCAUCAACAAUAUUCAGUGUUUUGGCAGGAGCGAUUGUAUUGAGUGCUAUGUGCUAAACAUCUUUCUUCUAUAUCUGUGUUGGAUACUCUGACAUGGACUUGUGUGUAUUAUUUAUUGCAUAGGAAUCUUUCAGUUUGUUUCCCCUGUUCAGGAAGUCCUCGUCUACUUAUAAUAGGGAUUGUAUUCUUGUAGAGUUUAUAUAGCUGGUUGAUAAUGACUUGGGUGUCUUGCAACCAUUCUUUCUACUCUAAAUAAAUAAGGAUGUACCCAUCCACUGUAAUAGAGCGCACCAUUCAUUCUGUGUGUACUUUUUCAAUUUUGAUUUAAUCUUUCAAUA